CUCGUGGGAGCUUCGUGGGGGCCUCUGGGGAUGCUACCGGACGCAUCUUGGGGCUCGUGGGUUUGCACACGCAGCGCACUCCACCUCCCUGCCUUCUCUUACCUAGAGCGUCCUCACCGCCGCACCGGCGAGGACACGGCGAAGUUCGUCAGGAGUGGCAUCUCGGUCACGACGGGCUCCAUCGUCGACGUGCAGGAAAGGUGCGCCGAGGCCCUGGGCAUGUCCUCAAAGGCGUCCCGCGGGCUCAGCCUGAAGCGCUGCGCGCACGAGGUGCUGGGGUGCAACCUGGACAAGGACAAGCGGCUGGGGUGCUCGGACUGGUCCAGCGAGAAGCUCACGCCCGAGCAGGUGCGGUACGCGGCGCUGGACGCGUGGACGGCGCUGCGCCUGCGGGGGCCCCGGCGGGGGGGCGGCGCCGCCCCCUCUGAUCAACGCGCGUGCGCGCUGCGUCUUCACAAGAACGUCCUGCAGGCCCUUUCUGCAGCCCUGGAGAUACGCAGAGGGAGGCCGGGGCGGCCGUUCGCUGCGCGCGCCCUGCUCGUGGCAGCCGGUGGCCUGCUCGGCUGGGGCCAUGGCCUCGUCUGCCGCGGGGCCCCGGCGGUGAGAGGAGACAAGUCGGUCGGAGCGGGCUCCGGGACGGGCCUCUGCGGGCCGACGCCUCGCCCCGGCCGUCGGCUCAGCCCGGAGCCGCCCGCGGUGCCCGCAACCGCGCGGCCGCCAACGCGGGCGGGCGGCCGCCGCGGCGGGGCGGCCGUGGCGCAGACUGGUUUGCGGGGCAUGCCAAGACAGCCAGAGCUUGACGCCAGCCGCGGCGUCGCGGACAGUCACGUCCGAAACGGAACGAUCUCCGGGAUUGCAGACAACAGGGCCUCGACGGCUGUCGCGCUCCUGCCUGCAUGGCCGAGGGCGAUGGAUGUGGCGCUGGGAGGGCCGCCGCAUGAGCAGGACCGCCGGCUGAGUCAAGAGUAUACCUUAUUGGACCCAGGCUUGACCUGCUACGACGUGGGCAUCAACGACACGUCGGACUCCACGGAGUGCUUCGGCUCCGCGAUGGACUACGUCGGACUGAGUGGAAAAAGUUCGCUAAAUUUCGGAUCGGCCUCUUCGUUUACGUUCAGUUGUGUCUUCGACUCCAGCUUGAACAUGGUUCUGUACGCCGAGGCCACCGGCUCCGACACGACGACGUUCAGUUGUGUCUACCACAGCGCCUCGGAUUCCAUGAUCUUUGCGCAGGCACGCGGCGCUCAAACAGAGGGAUCUGCCGACUACCAGUUCCUCUGCAUCGGGACAUACUCAACUACGGCUACGUCCACUCCGAUUACGAGCACCUCCCUGACCCGCAGCUCGACGAUGACCGUGACAGCCACGGCCGCGACAGCCACGACCAGCCGGCUGAGUCAAGAGUAUACUUUAUUGGACCCAGGCUUGACCUGCUACGACGUGGGCAUCAACGACACGUCGGACUCCACGGAGUGCUUCGGCUCCGCGAUGGACUACGUCGGACUGAGUGGAAAAAGUACGCUGAAUUUCGGAUCGGCCUCUUCGUUUACGUUCAGUUGUGUCUUGGACUCCAGCUUGAACAUGGUUCUGUACGCCGAGGCCACCGGCUCCGACACGACGACGUCCGCCCAGUGGAAUUACAUUUGCCCAGGCUCAUUCUCCACGACAGGCUCCUCCACGAACACCGCAACGGCCACAGCCACGUCGACCUCUGCCACGGCGACCUCUGCCACGUCGACCUCUGCCACGACCACGACGUCGACGACCGCCACACAGCCUCCCGCAAUGACAUUGGUGCCAGCGGGCCAGACGUGCUACGAUGUGGGCUUGCAAGACGUCGCGAGUUCCGACUUCUGCUUCGACGCAGCAGCUCCCAUUCUUGGUUUCUCUCCCGCCCAAACGGCUCACAUCCCGACUGCGGCUGUUAGGUUCAGUUGUGUCUACCACAGCGCCUCGGAUUCCAUGAUCUUUGCGCAGGCACGCGGCGCUCAAACAGAGGGAUCUGCCGACUACCAGUUCCUCUGCAUUGGGACAUACUCAACUACGGCUACGUCCACUCCGAUUACGAGCACCUCCCUGACCCGCAGCUCGACGAUGACCGUGACAGCCACGGCCGCGACAGCCACGACCAGCCGGCUGAGUCAAGAGUAUACUUUAUUGGACCCAGGCUUGACCUGCUACGACGUGGGCAUCAACGACACGUCGGACUCCACGGAGUGCUUCGGCUCCGCGAUGGACUACGUCGGACUGAGUGGAAAAAGUUCGCUAAAUUUCGGAUCGGCCUCUUCGUUUACGUUCAGUUGUGUCUUGGACUCCAGCUUGAACAUGGUUCUGUACGCCGAGGCCACCGGCUCCGACACGACGACGUCCGCCCAGUGGAAUUACAUUUGCCCAGGCUCAUUCUCCACGACAGGCUCCUCCACGAACACCGCAACGGCCACAGCCACGUCGACCUCUGCCACGUCGACCUCUACCACGUCGACCUCUGCCACGACCACGACGUCGACGACCGCCACACAGCCUCCAGCAAUGACAUUGGUGCCAGCGGGCCAGACGUGCUACGAUGUGGGCUUGCAAGACGUCGCGAGUUCCGACUUCUGUUUCGACGCAGCAGCUCCCAUUCUUGGUUUCUCUCCCGCCCAAGCGACUCACAUCCCGACUGCGGUUGUUAGGUUCAGUUGUGUCUACCACAGCGCCUCGGAUUCCAUGAUCUUUGCGCAGGCACGCGGCGCUCAAACAGAGGGAUCUGCCGACUACCAGUUCCUCUGCAUCGGGACAUACUCAACUACGGCUACGUCCACUCCGAUUACGAGCACCUCCCUGACCCGCAGCUCGACGAUGACCGUGACAGCCACGGCCGCGACAGCCACGACCAGCCGGCUGAGUCGAGAGUAUACCUUAUUGGACCCAGGCUUGACCUGCUACGACGUGGGCAUCAACGACACGUCGGACUCCACGGAGUGCUUCGGCUCCGCGAUGGACUACGUCGGACUGAGUGGAACAAGUACGCUGAAUUUCGGAUCGGCCUCUUCGUUUACGUUCAGUUGUGUCUUGGACUCCAGCUUGAACAUGGUUCUGUACGCCGAGGCCACCGGCUCCGACACGACCACGUCCGCCCAGUGGAAUUACAUUUGCCCAGGCUCAUUCUCCACGACAGGCUCCUCCACGAACACCGCAACGGCCACAGCCACGUCGACCUCUGCCACGGCGACCUCUGCCACGUCGACCUCUGCCACGACCACGACGUCGACGACCGCCACACAGCCUCCAGCAAUGACAUUGGUGCCAGCGGGCCAGACGUGCUACGAUGUGGGCUUGCAAGACGUCGCGAGUUCCGACUUCUGUUUCGACGCAGCAGCUCCCAUUCUUGGUUUCUCUCCCGCCCAAGCGACUUACAUCCCGACUGCGGCUGUUAGGUUCAGUUGUGUCUACCACAGCGCCUCGGAUUCCAUGAUCUUUGCGCCGGCACGCGGCGCUCAAACAGAGGGAUCUGCCGACUACCAGUUCCUCUGCAUCGGGACAUACUCAACUACGGCUACGUCCACUCCGAUUACGAGCACCUCCCUGACCCGCAGCUCGACGAUGACCGUGACAGCCACGGCCGCGACAGCCACGACCACCUCCUUCGUGAACUACGCGCUUCUGGAAACCGGACAGACUUGCCACGAGGCCGGUAUGGAGGAUGUCACCAGCAGUGCAGAGUGUUUCGGACCUGCCAGACAACAUUUCAAUUUGCAGUAUGUUGCGACGUCCGAUUUUUCAGGACACGGUUUUGCUUUCACAUGCGUGUAUUACACCACGUACUCGGAGAUAUACUUCGCGGACUCUAGCCCAGAAAACGCUAUCGGCUCUUUCUAUUACCGGUACAUCUGCAGGGUUCAGUGUACAGCCGACACGUCUUACAAUCUGUCAAAGGGUGACGGGUCUUGCACAGAAUCGCGCUGCUAUGCAUUCUCGCCACCUGGCAUGUUGAACGUGGCCAGCAGCUCGUCUUGCACCGGUAUUGCGAGCCGUGAGUCGUGCUCGCCAGUUUGCGAUGACGGUUACCAGCUUGUUGAGCCAAUCAAAUGCAUGUUGGGCUCGUUUGAGAUGAUUCCGGUGGUCUGCGUCUCCGAUGCGGACGCGGAGGCGUUCGAACGUGUCGAGGUUUUGCUGGUGGAGAUUGCGCUCGUUGCCGGUCAGACGAAUUCGGGCAUUACGGCGGAGUGGGCUGGCGGCGGGACCAGGGCUCCGAUGCAAAGCGCGCUCGGCGACGUUUUAGGCUUGUACCCAGAGCAGGUUUAUUUAUUGGAGAUGAAGGACCUGAGCUCAGACUCAGCGUCUGGCAUUCCAGCGAGGCGUUUGACAGGAGAGGAGGGGCUGUUCGUCAAACUGUGGCUCCAGCUGUACCCGAUGAACGACCGCACGGCGGUCGAGGGUGGCCUGGCCGACCUCGGGACGAGAAAUUUUACCGGUAGCUUCGUCAGCUUCUUGCAGGAGGCCGGCGUCGCGGUGCCGGCGGGCCUCCGCACGGCCGCGGUCGUCGCCGGGACGCCCCUGACCACCCUCGAGAGCGUGCCUGUGGCGCGCUGGGUUGUCAGGACAGAGUGGUCCGCCUGCAGCACGACGUGCGGCGAGGGUGAAAUCACCCGCGACGUCGAUUGCCUGACCGGCAACACCGAACUGUGCAACGCAAACGCGCCCCCGGAUUUCACGCAGGACUCGUUCGAGCCAAGCUCGCUCCCCUGCAAGUCGUACAUCCAGUGCCCGUACGACUGGACGUGCCCCAGCGGCCCCGACGAGGAGACAGGCGAAGGCUGCGAUGCACAGGCGGGGUUCGUGUCCGCGGCCAUCGCCUUCUCUUCCGCCAUCUGCUGCUCCCUAUCCAUCCGGUACGUCAGGAACAUGUGCAGGCAGCCCGUCGGCGGCAGGUUCCGCGUACAGUUGAAGGGCGGCGAGAGCAGGGGCACCACUAUCGACUGGACCCGGGACAACGGCUUCUCCACCGAGAACGGCGUCUCCAAGACGAGGCUCAAGUACUCGCUCGGCGAUGGGCUCUUCGCCUUCUUCCAGCACGAGCGGGAGGCGGGCCGCGCCAUUCUGACGCCGAGCGAUGGGGAGCCCAUCGAGCACGUGGAUCUGAAUUUGGGCGGCGAGGUGGAGUUCGAGCUCGAGGUCCGAGUGAGGACUCUGGCCACGAACGCGCUGCUCGUCGCCAAGGUCUACUCCGAGGUCGAGCCGAUGCGACCCGUCGGGAAGGCGAAAGGUCUGCUGAUCCGCGGGGGCGUCGCCGCCUGGCAGAUCGGCGAGGAGUUCCUACUGGGGAGCACGCGCGUGGCCGACGGCCUCCCGCACGACAUCUCGGUCUUCUACGACACGGAGCAGGACGAGUACGUCCUGAAGGUCGACGGCGAGGAGGACGCCAGGGGAUUCUGGGGGUCCCCAGACGCCCCGGAGUGCAAGCUCGUCUUGGGCUCCCCGAGCGCCCCCCGGGACGAGAGGUUCAACGAGAUCCUGCCGCUCCUCGACCAGCUGCGCGGCUGCGGCGUGGAGGUGCUGCCGCUGGAGGAGCAGUCGGACGAGGUUCUCCUCGACGGCGACUUCGACCGGAUCAUCUGGAAGGAACGCCAGUGGAUCAAGGGUCUGGACAAAAUGGAGUGGGUCUCCUACCAGUUGCACGUAGACACCGAGGAUGCCAUGGUGAAGAGAGCGACAUCGAAGGCGCCCAGGGCGGAUGAGACCGUGAUCAUGACGGAGCUGGAGGCAGCGCCCGAGCCGAAGGGCACAGCGACUGCAUACGUGAUCGGCGACGCUGUGGAGUAUUGGUCUAAGACCACGAACUCGUGGUUAGGUUCGAGGGUCAUGAACAUCAGGGGCCAGCCUUACCAUAGCGAGGAGCACGGCAUGAACGUCUUCACGUACGACCUUUUUGUCAUGGCCGCCAGACAGCGCGUACCCAACGUGGAUAUGAAGGACCUGCGCUUGCCGUUCAGUGUGAGUGAGCCGGUGAGCGUGUUCUCCAAGAAGCACGGGGACUGGUACCCGGCCAUCAUACACGCGGCGCCGAGGGAGGCGCGGGACCCGAGGCUCGGGUACGACGUCGCGCUGGAGCCCAGCGAGCUCAAGACGGAGAUGCUGGAGCACGCCAGGCAGCUCAAGGCCCAGAAGGAGCUCCAGGGGAACCAGUACGAGGAGAGACCAGGCCGCGGAAGCCGCAGGCGGCCGAGGUGGAGCAGCGAUCAGGACGUCGCCGGCAGCGCGGAGCUCGACUCGGUGCCACAGGUGCCCCCGCUUGGCGGCGACGCGCUGACGAGCAGCAGGCCGGCGCAGGUCCCGCGGCUGCCCAUCGGACAGGAGGACGGCAACCCCAGCGGCAACCCCGAGAGCAGCCCGAUGCAGGAGAAGGACCUGCCCGUGCUCAAGAGCAUGCCGGGCAGGCGCCUCCGGAGGCGCUUCGACCGCGGCAUGCCCGUGCUGGUGUACCUGGGAGCGGAGCAGGGCUUCCUCACGGGCACGGUCGUGGAGUCCACGGGCGGGCCAGAGCCCAGGGACGUCAUCCCGUCGCCGAGCCCGAGACCGAGCCCGCGGUCUCCGAGGACCCGCUCGCGGAUCAGGUGCCCAGAGGCCUCCCCCUCGAUGUCGCCCUUGCGCUCCGGCGACGACGACGACCAGCACGGCGUCGACGUCCGCCCCAGCGCCGGCACCGCCGAGGUCGAGGCUGCCGUCGCCCCACAGCGCCACGCGACGGCCACCGUGUCGAUCCACGGCCGGAGCGGACCCGACCGCACCUACCCCGAGUACAUGCUGAGGGGCGAGGGCCACGUCCUCAAGGACCUCGGCGGGCCGCGCGGCAUCCGGGACGGAGGUGGGGGCCUGCAGGCCCCGACGCCCGACGCCUCGGUGCUGCCGGGGGCGACUCCGCGCACGGCGCGGGGCACUGCCUCCGCGAUUGCUCGUCGCCCGCCCCCCGACGAUGCCAAGGGACGUCAGGGUGCUCAGGACCGCGAGAGCGCGAGAGACUGGCCCGCGAGAGCGGCCGAGGACGGGCCGACGAGGCCGGCCCUGGCGAGGGGCCAGCGAUAUCGGCCGGCCAGGCCCGCCUUCGCCGCCGGGGCGCAGAGUAUCCUCGCGCAUAAGGGCGCGAACAGCUCCAUGUCGGAGAAGUCCAUGAAGCGCAUCGGUGCUGUCAUCGACACGCUCGACGACAUUCUCGCCAGCAUCGAGAGCGAGGAGACGGAGGAGUCGGCAAACGUGGGGAAGUUCCUGCAGUGGUGCAAGGACAGCUCCAGGACCAUGGCGAAGGCCCUGGACCAGGCCAAGCGCGACCUCGAGGAGGCCUCCACCGUGGACCAGGAGCUCACCGCCUCCGUGGAGGGGCUGGAGCACACCCUGGGGGAGCUGACGGCCGCGACGCAGGAGACGCAGGACAUGGUCGACCAGUCGCAGACCAGGCGCGACGAGUCAGUCGCAACGCUCUCGGCGUGGAGAUGA
Molecule: messenger RNA, 7470 nt
Organism: Prorocentrum cordatum
Lineage: Eukaryota; Dinophyceae; Prorocentrales; Prorocentraceae
Source: the annotation of a GenBank genome assembly